UGAAAUAGGUUAAUUAGACAAUUGACAGGGUUUUAAAUUUAUUCCCUGAUUGAUUUAAUAAUAAUUAAAUCACAGAUCACUGUUGAACCAUGUUAAAACUGUUAAUUCUCAUUUAAAAUGGUUUCUACUUGUGCAGUUCAUGGUUGCACCAAUAAAUAUCGUAACAAUAAGAAAAUAUCAUUUCAUAUAUUCCCAAAAAAUCCGAUAAUUCUGGAAAAAUGGUUACUUUCUAUGAGGAGAGAAAAUUUAAUUCCUAGCAAAGGCACGAGACUAUGUUCAGAACAUUUUCUUCCUGAAGAUUUCGUUGUUAAUUUUGGAAGGAAAACUUUAAAACAUGAUGCUGUUCCUAGCAUUUUCAACUUUUCAGAGCACCUAAUAUCGAAGCCAACACCUUCCAGUCCUACAGUUCACGAUAUGACAAAUACUAGAGAACUUGAAUGGAAUGUGGGUAAUAUGCAAGAAACUGCCUCAGCAAGUAAUGAUGUUUGUGAAGUAAUGAAUGACAGUCAAGAUAUAAAAGAUAUGAUUAAAGUUGAAUAUAGUGAUAAUAAUAUCGAAGAAACUGCUUUGGGUAAUAAUGUUUGUGAUAUGAUGAAUGACCCUCUGGAUAUAAAAGAUAUAAAGGAUAUUGUUAAAGUGGAAUAUAGUAUAGAUAAUAUAGAUGAAACUGCUUCAGCAAGUACUCAUAAUUUUGGAGUAAUGAAUGCCAAUCAUCAGGAUGUAACAAAUAUAGUUGAAGUUAAAUGUAGUGUGGAUAAUAUCAAAGAAAAUGCUUUGGCUAGUGAUCAUUUUUGCAGUUCAAUGAAUUCCAGUCAGGAUAUAUCAGAUAUCGAAGAUGAUGAAUGUAGUGUAGAUAAUUUUCAAGAAAAUGCCUUGGAUAAACCUGAUUUCUCCAAUCAAUCAAUUGAACCCAAAUGUAAAAGAAAACGAAAUGUACCUGCUUAUGUUGGCGACAUAGAACCUAGUGAUCUAGAAAAACCUGAAAAAUUCAAGUUGAUGUGGGAAAUUGCUACUAAAACUAUUACAAGACAGAGAAAAACGAUCAAAUAUUUACAAACAAAACUAAGAAGAUCCACCAAGAAAAUAGACACUUUAUCUGAGCUCAUAACUCAUUUGAAGAAUGGAAAUAAAAAGAGCACAAAAUGACAUUCAAUGCCUAUAAUUGUAAUUUGGUAAAAAAAAUUCAGUAGCUGUAUUGAAUCGAUCUCAAGAGGCACUUAAUUCAGUUAAAUUGAAAUAACAACAAUUCAGGAUUCAAAGAUAUGAAUUCUUGUGUUCACAUAUAAUGGAUGAAAUAUUUAUAACAUGAGAAUUGCCAAGGUGCUACAAACAUUGAACAUGUGG
Molecule: messenger RNA, 1344 nt
Organism: Harmonia axyridis
Lineage: Eukaryota; Metazoa; Arthropoda; Insecta; Coleoptera; Coccinellidae
Product: THAP domain-containing protein 1-like
Exons: 4
Coding region: 118-1146 (342 amino acids)
Source: RefSeq, a predicted model, not a curated record